AUGUUCCAAUUUCAGUGCGUGACAUGGAAAUUGGAGAAAGCACUGGCUAACUUUCCACACGAUGAUUUUGAUAUAACCGAGGAAGUAAAAGAACAGGUUGAUUUAGUCACAGCACAGUUGAGACGGGCCACUGAAAAAUAUGGUGGGCCCUUAAACUCAAUUUUGUUGCACAGAGCAUUCUCUCAGCCGUUGGAUAAAGAGGUUGACCCAUUUCAGCCGAGCAUUAUUGAUCACGAGGUCAGCAGGAAAGUGGAAGGUUUAGAUGAAGUUUGUGAAACUAAAGAAAGCCCAAUAAGGGACUCGUCCACCUUGUCUGAGAUUUGUGUCCCGAAGGGUUUAGAUUGCGCAAGAAACAAUAGCUUGCCAUGCAAAAACAGAGAGGAGAACAAGAAGCCUGAUAAUUUGGUGAUACCUGAUGAUUUUCUUUGCCCAAUAUCCCUCGAGCUUAUGAGGGAUCCAGUUAUUGUGGCCACGGGGCAGACCUAUGAGAGAUCCUACAUACAAAGAUGGAUCGACUGUGGGAACAGAACUUGCCCGAAAACCCAGCAGAAGCUCCACCACCUCACCCUCACCCCAAACUACGUCCUCAGAAGCCUCAUCUCCCAAUGGUGCCUCAAGCACAAGGUCCUUCACCCUACUCCCCCGGACCCCCACACAGACGAUUUAUUCUCCAUCUUCCAAACCCUUGUCCACCGAAUCUCAAGCUCGUCUCCCGAGGAAUGCAGAAAAGCCUUGUCCGAAAUCCGGUCAUUUUCCAAAACAAACACAGACAAUCGGAUCCUUCUUGCCGAGGCCGGAGCCAUUCCUAUUCUCGUCAAUCUAUUAUCUUCUGACAACUCACAAAUUCAAGAAAAUGCUGUCACGUGCAUUCUCAACCUCUCGAUUUACGAAAACAACAAACGGCUCAUCAUGCUGGCAAACGCUAUACCCUCGAUCGUGCAGCUUCUUAGAUCUGGAAAAAGCAUGGAGGCCCGCGAAAAUGCGGCCGCCACACUUUUCAGUUUAUCGUUCGCAGACGAGAAUAAAAUAAUAAUCGGGGCCUCAGGGGCUAUAUCCGCUUUGGUCAAUUUGCUCGAGAAGGGGAGCUCGAGAGGGAAAAAAGAUGCAGCCACUGCUUUAUUUAAUCUGUGUAUCUAUCAUGGGAAUAAAGGGAGGGCCGUUAGGGCCGGGAUUAUAAACGGGCUCAUGAAGAUGCUCACGGGCUCGUGCAUGGUUGACGAGGCUUUGGCCAUUCUCUCAGUUCUUGCGGGCCACCCGGAGGCGAAAAUGGGUAUUGUGAAGGCGAACAUGAUGCCGGUUUUGGUGAGCCUUCUCCGGACAGGCUUGCCACGCGGGAAAGAGAAUGCAGCUGCUGUUUUGUUCUCUUUGUGCAAAAGGGACUCUGCAAAUCUUGCAUGCUUGAGCAGGCUUGGAGGGAUGGUGGCUCUUAUGGAGUUAGAAGAAAAUGGUACAGAGCGGGCAAAGAGGAAGGCAUUGUCGUUGUUGGAGGACCUUCGUAGAUUUCAAAAGAGGUCUGAGCUCAGAAUCGACCUCAGGCUGUCGGGCCUACCUCAAUCCCAGACCGACGUCACAACGGUCAGAACCGACUUUACAUCUGGGACCCCGACCUUCCUGUCGGGAUCAAAUUCGGGGCCUUAUACAACCGACUCCAUCUUCUAUUCUCCGACCCCAGUCCGGGUCACAAACCGACAUCGUGAGCUGGAAAAACUGACUUCAAGCUGGGCCGAGUUCAACUCGACAAUUCUGACCCGACGUCGAGUCCGAUCGACUUCAAAACAGUCGACCUCAUCUCAUCGGGACACCGAUACCACCGACCUCUCUCACUGGGGCCCGAACUCCCCGUCCGGCCGACCUCACGAGAUGACCCCCAACACAGAUAUGGGAUCCGACUUCAUUGAUCUGACCUCUCAAUCCACCGACAAGAUAGCCGACUUCAUCGGAUGUCUUACAACCGACUUCAUGAAAGCAAAAUCGACCUCAUAUCAGAACAUUGUAGACCUCAACAUCUCGGCCAGACACAAACCCGACUUCAUCUUCUACAAUCAACCGACAUCGGUCGUUGAAGCAGAUCCGACUUCAACAUCUCUAGCCGAUCUAAAACUUGGGCCGACAUCACCAUUACCGACCUCAACCCCGACGGUGAAUCCGAAUUUACUUUUUCUGACGAGCCCUCAGAACUGA
Striga hermonthica is the source of this 2181-nucleotide messenger RNA. NCBI's taxonomy places the organism in Eukaryota, Viridiplantae, Streptophyta, Magnoliopsida, Lamiales, Orobanchaceae. The record is from the annotation of a GenBank genome assembly.